AUGACCUUUCACCCCCGUCAACCACAGCAGCGUCCUGUCCUGCUAGUUGUAAACAAAAUGACUGAAUUGCUCUUGAACUUUGUGACAACUUUCGCACUGAGAUAUGACACGAAAUAAGAGUCACAGACAGAAACAUGCUGGUUGUUAGGUGAACGUUUAUGCCUGUGUUUCGCCGCCUAUACCCCAGUCAUGGCAGGGAUUUUCCAAAGAACACUAAGACUGAGGACAGCUCUCGGUAAUCUGAGCCUCCAUAGCACCUUCUCAUUAACAGCCACAGCCAGACUUUCACCUGUGGACCUCCGCAGUCCAUUUCGUCCCGCCAGCUCAUGGCAGUUUGGAGUCUGCUGUCGAACGCUGCACACUGGGGCAGACAGGCCCGAGCCAUCUCUUGCUGCAGCCCCAGACAGGCUGCCUUUCUCCAGAAUAACCCAGGAAGAUUUAGCCUUCUUCAGGAAGAUCGUACCAGAACGAGCCAUCACUGAUCCGGACCUGCUGGAAUCCAGUAAUGUGGAUUGGCUCAAGUCAGUGAGAGGAUCCAGUGAAGUGUUGCUGAGACCUCAAACAACCGAGGAAGUUUCUCAAAUUCUGAAGUAUUGUAACAGUCGUAAUUUGGCGGUGACCCCUCAAGGAGGUAACACUGGGCUGGUUGGGGGCAGCGUGCCAGUUUAUGAUGAGGUCAUCCUCUCCACUGCCCUAAUGAACAACAUCCUUACCUUUGAUAGUAUAUCUGGCAUUCUGACCUGUCAGGCAGGUUGUGUUUUGGAGAACUUGUCCCUUUACCUGGAGGAGAGAGACUACAUCAUGCCACUUGAUCUGGGGGCAAAAGGCAGUUGCCACAUUGGGGGAAACGUGGCAACGAAUGCAGGUGGACUCCGUCUGCUGCGAUACGGCUCCUUACACGGGACUGUGCUGGGUCUGGAAGUGGUGUUGGCAGAUGGGCAAGUGCUGGACUGCUUGGCCGCGCUGCGGAAAGAUAAUACAGGAUAUGAUCUCAAACAGCUCUUCAUAGGGUCAGAGGGCACACUGGGGGUCAUCACUGCAGUGUCCAUCCUGUGUCCACGGAAACCCAAAUCUGUUAAUGUGGUUUUUCUGGGCUGUGAGACCUUUGAACAGUUGCUGAAGACAUUUCAGCUCUGCAGGGGCAUGCUGGGAGAAAUUCUGUCAGCCUAUGAAUUCCUGGACAGUGAAUGUAUGCAGCUGCUAAAUAUGCACCUCAAACUACCCAAUCCCAUCUCUGAUUGCCCAUUCUACGUUGUCAUAGAAACGUCUGGAUCUGACCCAACACAUGACGGGGAGAAACUCCACAAUUUCUUAGAGGAGGCGAUGACAUCAUCAUUGGUUACUGAUGGGACUGUGGCAACCGAAGACUCAAAAAUAAAGGCACUGUGGUCGAUGCGUGAACGUAUCACGGAGGCGCUGACUCACGAUGGCUUCACUUACAAGUAUGACAUCUCACUUCCGGUGGAGCGGAUCUACCAGCUGGUGACAGACAUGAGGGAGCACCUGGGGGGGCGAGCCAGGCGUGUGGUGGGAUACGGACACGUAGGAGAUGGAAACCUCCACUUGAACAUCACCUCUCCUGCCAAAGACCCUGCUCUCCUCGCUGCCAUCGAGCCCUUUAUCUACGAGUGGACGGCCAGCUGUCAAGGCAGCAUCAGUGCAGAGCACGGACUGGGCCUGAAGAAGAGGAACUAUAUCUACUACAGUAAACCCAGCCAGGCUGUGGCGCUCAUGGGUAAUAUCAAGGCCAUGCUGGACCCCAAGGGCAUUCUCAACCCGUACAAGACUCUUCCAGAUAACCUGAAAUGACCCAAAGUGUCUCACUGCUGAGUCACAGUGGGAAUGUAUACAGAGCUCAUGCAUUCGUAUUGACAUAUGGUUUUUGUGUCAGUUUAUGCCCUUUUCGUGCGAAACCUUUUUCACACAUUUAGUGCCGAGCUGCAGGUUUAGCACGUAGUUUCAUUGCCAUCUGCACAAAGCAUCACUUUCAGAAUGACUUCAACACCUCAACAAGCUGCUUACUUUGUUCUGUAGCAGUCUCUGGAGGAAUUGCAAGUGAAGUUACUGCUAAAUGUUAUCAACUACCACUGCUACUUACAGUAGCAGUAGCUUUAGUCCUCCUGCCCACUCCUUAUUCCAUAGAAAAUCCAACAAGGUUUAGAUCUUAAAUUGUAUAAUAUAUGAAAAACAUAAAACAUAUUUUUCAGUAUUGCUGAGAGGAUGCGAGUGAAUGAUCCUAAUUGACAUCUGUAGGCAGUAGUUUGCCUUCUAGUAGCUACUAGAGGGCAGACAGAACGAUUACAGUAAUGUCUGCAUAUACAGUACUAGGUCUUGUGCAUUUUAAAAUUGUGUCAAUAUGCAAUGUACAUAUGAAUCUGACUUUUGUUUUAAGAGAAAAUUAUAAACCUGUAUUUGUGUAUUUACUGAAAUACUGUUUUCUCAUAACUGUCAACCCUUAGGCAAGUGUGCAGUAAAUGUUUUACUACAUAUACAAUCAUUUGUGAACAGUUGUAACUGCACAACUAAGCAACUGUAUCUGUGUCUAAAAUGAAACUUGAAUAAAUGAAUACAGAGUG
Molecule: messenger RNA, 2576 nt
Organism: Perca fluviatilis (European perch)
Lineage: Eukaryota; Metazoa; Chordata; Actinopteri; Perciformes; Percidae
Gene: d2hgdh
Product: D-2-hydroxyglutarate dehydrogenase
Exons: 10
Coding region: 190-1809 (539 amino acids)
Cellular component (GO): mitochondrion
Molecular function (GO): catalytic activity; FAD binding
Source: RefSeq, a predicted model, not a curated record